Messenger RNA from Caenorhabditis sp. 36 PRJEB53466, 6596 nucleotides. NCBI's taxonomy places the organism in Eukaryota, Metazoa, Nematoda, Chromadorea, Rhabditida, Rhabditidae. The record is from the annotation of a GenBank genome assembly.
AUGGGUGCGUUGAGCCAACUGCGGCUUCUUCUCUGGAAGAACAUGCUCCAGCAGGUGCGGUCCCCGUGGUUCGCACUCUUCGAACUCGUCGUCCCACUCAUUCUCAUCGGCGCCAGUUUUGGACUCCUCAUCGGGGUGAGGAGCACCAUGGGGGGGGGGGGGGCUUGUAACUAAACAAAUGAACGAAAUGUUUCAGUUUUCUGGAAAAUUCGAGAAAACGUACAGCGAGCGAAAGUACGCGGCGUGGCCAGUUUCGGGAAGUGCGUACGACCUCCUAAUGCCCACGAAUCCCAACGAUUCGAUCAAAUCGGCUAUUGUCGAACCGUAUUUUCUUUUCAACUCCCAACUGACUUGUCAGUUUCUGAACACUUAUACGAUCGGAGUGAAUAAGUAUCAACUUGGUGCGUAUAAUAUACUUUAUAAAUAAAAUGCAUAACUACAUAUUUUCAGAUGUGGUACUGGCCUACGCGCCCACCAACAACGACACCACCGAUCAGAUUAUGGGAAUUGUAAAAGAUCGGUAUACGAUUGAGGACAUCCUCGCGCCACUCGGCUCUUUGGUCAAUUCCACGUACAAUAUCACGACUGUGCCGGUUAUGAAUACCAAUAUGACUAUCAAAGGUUUUUGUCGAUACUUUUGUGGAUUGAUGAAACUCUUUAUCCAUAUUUGUCAGGCUUCGCCACCGAAUCGGAGCUCGUCGCGUACAUGGUGGCCCAAUUCCAAAGUGAAUGCGAUAAUCCGUUACUCGCCGGAAUCGUUUUCGAUGAUUCGAUUGUGAAAGGACUCAAAACCGAAACCGACUUCAAAUAUACGAUUAGACUGUCGAAUACUCACAGGAGGUCGAGAAAUGUGAGUUGAAAAUACAAAUCGUUAUCCAUAAAUUCAUUUAUAAGCGCAAUAUCUCUGAUGAACACAAUUCUAUCUAUAAAUCAAUCCAAGAUAUUGUGGAUAAACUCAAAUGAAUCGAUAUUUUGCAGUCGUUCGGAGACGACGCCUAUCCGUGGGACACCUCGGUCGCUUUUGCGAUCCAAUACGUGAGUGGUCCCAUAAAUCCGGAUGACAGCGACGGAGGAUCGCCCGGAUACUGGCAGGAAGGAUUCAUGACCGUGCAGAGGGCCGUCGACGUGGCAAUCACUGAGAUAUUGUCCAAUGAGGGACCCUCUUUGUCGCCUCUUUUCGAUUCCUACUUUGUGAGUAUCAGUAUUGUGGAUCAACUAUAUGGAUAUUUUCAGAUCUCCCGCUUCCCGUUCCCUGGAUACUCGACCAAGAUCAUCGAAGUGGGCGCCUACUUCAUGCCGGUUAUCGUAAUUUUCUCGUUCAUGACCAGCGUCAUUUAUAUUGUCCGUUCGGUGGUCGUCGAAAAAGAGGACCGUCUGAAGGAGUACAUGCGGGUAAUGGGACUGUCUCAGUUCAUCAACUGGCUCGCACAUUUCAUCAUCAACUACGCAAAACUCACGUUCGCCGUCGUCAUCCUCACCGUUUUGCUCCAUUUUGUCGCGUUGAAGUGAGGAUGUCUGACAAAACUGUCACAACGCUCUUUUUUGUCCUCAGAUCCGACAUGUCGGUGAUGUUCGUGUUCCUGAUGGUCUACGCGUUCGACGUCGUCUACUUUGCCUUCCUAAUCUCGACGUUCAUGAACUCUGCCACCUCGGCCACACUCAUCUCCGUCGUUUUCUGGAUGCUCCUCUACUUCUGGUACGCCUUCUUCUCGUCGAUCGAUCAGAGUUCACCGUACUCGCUGGCGGUCCGACUCGUCAACUGUCUCAAUCCGGACAUUGCGCUCAACUACGGACUUCAGCUGCUCGCCGCCUACGAGACUCAGGCGCACGGACUCAAAUGGGCCGAGCUGUUCACUCCGCCGAGUAGGGACAACAAUCUGACAUUCGGACACGCACUCGGAGCAUUGCUCGUCGACGGACUCAUUAUGGUCAUUCUCACGUGGUACAUCGAAGCGGUCAUUCCGGGCGGCGACGGAGUUCCCCAGAAACCGUGGUUCUUUGUGUUGGUGAGCACCUUUUUAUCUGUUUAGAAAAACGUUUGCUGAUUUAUUGCCAGCCGUCCUACUGGUUCCCGUACUCUGGCUCCAAACAAGUGGCCGCUUCCGGCCAGUACGAAAAUGUUCAAUACGCGAAUCAUGUGAGAUUGGAAGGCGAUCCCGCUGAUCUGCGGCCGACUAUCAAUGUGGUCAACUUGACGAAAACCUACGGAACGUCGUUCUUCAAGAAACUGUUCGAUUGCAAAUUCGGAAAAAGCGGAGAGAAAAAGGUUGGUUCUAGUGAAGUUUCCUGCAAAAUCUUUCCUCUUCAAAUCCAAUUCCAGGCGGUCAGCGACUUGAACCUCAAAAUGUACCCGGGUCAGUGCACGGUCCUGCUCGGUCACAACGGCGCCGGCAAGUCGACGACCUUCUCGAUGCUGACCGGAGUGGCUUCUCCGUCCGCCGGCUCCGCCUACAUCAACAACUUUGACAUCCGCACUUCGCUUCCCUCGAUCCGCAGGGAAAUGGGUCUCUGCCCGCAGUACAACACACUUUUCGGAUUUAUGACCGUCCUCGAGCACUUGGAGUUCUUCUCGAAGCUCAAAGAACGGGAAUGGAGUGCCGACGAGGCCCGCGAGAUUUUGCAAAGACUUCGCAUUGAUUUUAAGGCCGACGCGCGGGCCGCAACUCUUUCGGGCGGCCAAAAACGAAAACUCUCGCUGGCGAUCGCGCUGAUCGGCGGCUCUGAAAUUGUGAUGCUCGACGAGCCGACGUCGGGAAUGGAUCCGGGAGCCCGGCACGAGACAUGGACCCUCAUUCAACGCGAAAAAGAACGACGCACCAUACUAUUGACGACGCAUUUCAUGGAAGAAGCGGAUUUGCUCGGCGAUCGCAUCGCUAUUAUGGCUCACGGACAACUCGAGUGCUGCGGGUCGCCAAUGUUUUUGAAGCAACAAUACGGAGACGGAUACCAUCUGACUAUUGUCUUUUCCACAAAUUCGAAUGUGACCGCGACGACGGACAUCAUUCGGGAAUACAUUCCCGAGGCCCACGUCUUCUCCUACAUUGGUCAGGAAGCCACGUACCUUUUGUCCGCUCGACAUCGCCCGAUUUUCGCGAGACUGUUCAGGGAACUGGAAAAUCAGCAGACAAGGUGUGGCAUUAGCAGUUUCGGAGUUUCGAUCACGACCAUGGAGGAGGUGUUUCUGAAGGUGGGACAUCUUGCCGAGGAACGAUACAAUCGCGAGCAUGGCAUUGAGGACGAGAGCCACGAACUCAUCGAUAAGGACGAUCCGCAGUUGCAGAGUGAGAGCUUUAUAUCAGAAACACUAGAAACUUUAUCAAAAAGCCGCCAAUAUCAUUCACUUUUCAGACCUAAAAGCGCCGAUCCGUCUGACGGGAGCGGCCCUCCAAAUGCAGCACGCGAAGGCAAUGUUCUACAAACGGGCCAUCUUCUUCUUCCGCAAAUGGACGCAAUUCCUGCCGCAACUCGUGUUCCCCGUCGCCUAUUUGAUGCUGAUGGUGUUCACUUCGCAAGUGAUUCCGUCUGUGAAAGAGCAGGACCCGCAGACGAUCUCUUUGGACGUUUUCUCGGGCACCGACAAGCCGGGACACUUGGUUUCCGACGCGGGCAGCUAUGGAGGACAGAAUUUGAGCAGGUUUGUUGGGAAUGUCAAUUAUAGAACUCUAAAAAGUUCAAUUACUUGGCAAUCGCUCGUUAAAAUCGAUAAUUAUGUUCCAGCAUGGUUCGAGACACGAUCACCGCCCUCGGAGUCAACGAAACUGUCGUGGAUGUCAACUCCGACGUCGACAAAUUCAUCAUGGACAAGACGAACGACGAGGGGUCGCGAACUUUCGGUCUCCACUACGCGCUUGCCUUCGCACCGUACGCCUUCAAGUUUAGCGAUCAAUUUUCGCCUAUUGACACUCUUAAAAGUGGGAUUUUGGAAAACGUUUGAAACUAUCAUCUGGCUUCUUUCAGCAAUGUUCAACAAUUUCGGACUCUACACGCCCGCGCUCGCCAUCACCUUCACCGAUUCGAUGAUUUUGUCGCAAAAAACGAGUAAGCAGUACACGUUCACCGCCGUCAAUCACCCACUUCCACCGUCGACGCAGGACACGUUGAAGACCACCAAUACCGGUGAUGCGGCCGCGUUUUUGAUCUCCUAUGGACUUAUUGGUAAGCGCGCUUUAGAAUAUAUAGGUGACGACUUUUGAAAAUAGAUUAAUGUUGUAUUUCAGUCGCGUUUGCCGUCAUUGUCGCCGGCUACUCUCAAUUCCUGAUCACGGAACGCAAAAAGAAGUCGAAGCACAUGCAACUGCUGUCGGGAAUCCGUCCGUGGAUGUUCUGGCUGACGGCGUUCGUCUGGGACGCCGUGUGGUUCGUCAUCCGAAUCGUGUGCUUCGACGCCAUCUUCUACAUCUUCGACAUCACCUCCUACACGCACGACUUCGGCGUCAUCCUCACCCUCACGCUGUCGAUGCUUUUGUACGGAUGGACGACGAUUCCGUUCACCUACUGGUUCCAGUUCUUUUUCACUUCCGCACCCAAAGGAUUCAUGAUGAUCACAAUGUAUCACAUUUUGACGGGAAUGAUCGGCUCGAUUGCGGUGCCGAUUAUCGCGCAGACUUCCAGUCAGGACGCCGGAUUUUUGUGGAGCAUCAUUUUCGCGUUCCUCUUCCCGACCUACAAUAUCUCACAAAUCGCCACUGUCGUCAGUUUCUUUUUUCUCGUUCAAAUUGUCAAUCGAUAGCAAAUGGCUAUGCGCAAAAUUCGCGAAAUUUCAGACGUACAGCAACGAGAACAUCCGAAUGGCGUGCAAGAAACUCGACUGCUCGGUGCCCGUGUUCAAAUCGGUUGUCGCGUGCUGCGGAACCUCUUCCGAACGUCUCUACGUCGACAACGUUCUGCUCGUCGGCAAUCGAAAAGGAAUCCUCGUUUUUGUCAUCUUCCUCGCCGUCCAGGGAUUCGUCUACUGGAUCUGUGUGUUUAUGCGCGAAGGCGGUCAGUUCUCGAAGAGGUUGUCGCUGCUGCUCAAGUGUUGCUGUUGCUACAAAACGGACGAGGACACGAUUUGGGACAUUGACGAGAACGAUAAGGCGGCGAUGAGGGAUGUGGAGGACUCGGAUGUGAUUGCCGAGAAGGCCGUCGUGCAGACAUUGGCGAAUAGUAGUCAGAUUGCGCUCGUCACCAAUAAUCUUGUCAAAUGGUCAGUUUUCUAGUGGGGCAGAUCAACACGAGUGGCUCAGAAAGUAGUCGAUUACACUAGAAUUUCUAGAUGACAGCGUCGCCCGAAACAACAAUAUUUUCAGGUACGGAAACUUUAACGCAGUGAAGGGCGUCAAUUUCCACGUAAACUCGAAAGACUGCUUCGGUCUUCUGGGAGUGAACGGCGCCGGAAAAACGUCGACAUUCCAAAUGCUGACCGGCGAAAACUCGAUCUCGUCGGGCGACGCCUACGUAAACGGAUGGAGUGUGAAGAACGACUGGCGGGAGGCGGGCGCCGCCGUCGGAUAUUGUCCCCAAUACGAUGCGGUCAUCAAGGAAAUGUCCGGCGAGGAGACGCUGUACAUGUUUGCGAGAAUUCGCGGAAUUCCCGAGAAGGAGAUUGCGGUUAAAGUGCAAGCAGUGAUCCACGCGAUCGGCAUCGGCAUGUACGCGAAACGCCAGAUCAAAACCUAUUCGGGCGGCAACAAACGACGUCUCUCGCUCGGAAUCGCUAUUGUCGGUCUGCCGGACGUGCUGCUCCUCGACGAGCCCACUUCCGGAGUGGAUCCGAAGGCCCGUCGCAUCAUCUGGAACAUUUUGAACCGCGUGCGCGACCUCGGCACCGCCCUCGUACUCACUUCGCACAGUAUGGACGAGUGCGAGGCGUUGUGCACCGAACUGGCGAUCAUGGUUUACGGUAGGCGUCGGGUUACGGUAGCUGUUAUCAUGAAAUGACAUUUCAGGAAAGUUCCGGUGUUACGGUAGUUGCCAACACAUCAAAAGUCGGUAUGGAAGUGGGUACACUUUGUUGGUCCGGCUCAAAAAUCGGGUGGAUGCCGAAAGGACUAAAGCGGUUGUUCGGGAGACGUUCCGAGGAAGUCAUCUUAAGGUGAGACACUUUUCAAAGAGGUCAAAAGUAGGUCACGACCUUAGAAAUCAGGCAAAGUCCUCAAAAAACUAGGUGACGUCUAGUUAAUUUUUCAAAGUCAUGUAUCUUGAUCAAUUUUCAAUAUUUUUUGACGAUUAAAAAAUUGAUUGAAAGACAAUUUCGAGCUCUACAACUUUGGUGCAGAUAAUUGUUCACCGUCACGCUUCUGCGCCGAGAUAAUUGCGUUUUACUUGAGGAGGAGCACAUUCUCCAACUGAACUACGACAUUCCACGUGGCGGAGACUCGUGGUCGCGUCUCUUCGAAAAGUUGGAAUCGGUGUCGACGUCGUUGAACUGGGACGACUACUCGCUUUCGCAAACCACUCUGGAACAAGUUUUCAUCGAAUUCUCGCGAGAUGCCGGCGCCGGAGCAUCGACGCCCACGCACGAAGAGCAGCAUUCGGUGAGCUCACGCGGAAAGCGAGCAUUCGAUAAUCGGGCACUGACAAUCGAGAGUGACACCGAAAGUGCCAUGUACUUUUGA